Messenger RNA from Tripterygium wilfordii, 1473 nucleotides. Its product is annotated as COP9 signalosome complex subunit 7-like. Gene Ontology annotation, cellular component: COP9 signalosome. Bases 292 to 1029 code for a protein of 245 amino acids. The record is from RefSeq and is a predicted model, not a curated record. The transcript has 9 exons. Lineage: Eukaryota; Viridiplantae; Streptophyta; Magnoliopsida; Celastrales; Celastraceae.
ACCAGGAAGAGUUGUUCAUAUAUUGAUCCGGAAGCAGAAACAAGGCGUCUCUCUAGCCCUCUCCGUUCUCCAAAGAGACCGUCCUUGUUCACUUACGAAAUCGCUGCUCUCUUUCACAAUCCCUAAAACCCUAGAAGUCUAUAUCUGUCGUUCACACAGGCUCUGGUUCCGCGAAGAAACCAUAAUUUCUUUUCAAUGCUCCUUACGGCUUUACAUCAUUAAUAUUCCAUACAAUUGAUUUGAAUUCUCUUUUGUUUAUUUUACGCUCGUAUUGAGAUUUUUCUUUAAAAGAUGGACAUCGAGCAAAAGCAAGCUGAGUUAAUCGAUCACUUUGUGAAGAAAGCCUCGGCUAACAAGGGCUCCGCUCUCGCGCCUGUGAUUGUGGAAGCCACCUCGCACCCUUCCCUCUUCGCCUUCUCGGAGAUUCUCGACGUGCCUACAGUUGCCGAGCUUGAAGGAACUGAAAGUUCUGUAUUACUAGAUGUGCUGCGUUUGUUUGCACAUGGCACAUGGAGUGAUUACAAGGAUAAUAUUGGCUGUCUUCCACCAUUAGUUCCUGAUCAAGUUCUCAAGCUGAAGCAACUUACUGUGCUUACUCUGGCAGAAACAAACAAGGUAGUGCCUUAUGAUCAACUAAUGCAGGAGAUAUAUGUCAGAAAUGUGCGUGAACUUGAAGAUUUUCUCAUCAAUGAGUGCAUGUAUGCGGGCGUAGUUAGAGGAAAGCUGGAUCAGUUGCGAAGGUGCUUUGAGAUCCAAUUUUCUGCUGGGAGGGAUUUGAGGCCUGGACAACUUGGAAAUAUGAUAGAAACACUAUCUAAUUGGUUGACUACUUCUGAUAAUCUACUUGUCUCUAUUAAAGAGAAGAUAAAGUGGGCUGACAAUAUGAGCGAGUUAGACAAGAAGCACCAGAAGGAUCUGGAAGACAGAGUGGAAGAUGUGAAGAAGUCCCUUGCCGUCAAGUUACAAACUGUAAGCAGGCCGACAUGGACUUCCGAGGGCAUGAGAUCUUCGCAGGACCUGAUGGGGUGAUGGACUAUGAGGAAGACAGGAGCCGACCUAAGAGGAGGCGGCAUCCAGUUCCGUAAAAAUAUAGAGAUUGUGGAACUCGUUGGAUUGGUGUUAGACAUGCAGCCAGAUUUUUUUUGGAUGAACAUUAUUUGCACCCCGUUUUUUAUUAAAUACACCUCAUUAACCCUCUAAAAACACAUUAGAGUGGGGUGUACUUAGUAAAAAAUGGAAUGUAAAUAAUGUUCAUCUUUUUUUGGGUGGCAUUUGGUAGAAGAUGGUGAAUGUCAGUCACAACCGGAGUAAUAAUUGGGAAAUGGUUUGCCUGUCUUGAACAAGUGUUAUUCCUAACUCAUUAUUUUGUGACAAAAAUUGGUUAUGAUAUAUUAUAGUCUUGAGUUGGCGAGAAUAGUUGGUGCAGCUAUAAGUUUUCACUGUUAGAUAAUAUUGUAGCUGAUGUUAUUUUCA